Molecule: messenger RNA, 474 nt
Organism: Diversispora eburnea
Lineage: Eukaryota; Fungi; Glomeromycota; Glomeromycetes; Diversisporales; Diversisporaceae
Source: the annotation of a GenBank genome assembly
AUGGAUAAUAAUUAUGAAGUUGUAACGUAUCUAGAUAAUCUAAAAUUUACCAGCGAUCAAUCUGAAUAUAAUAUUGACAAUAGUCAAGAUACAUGUUACAAAGUUGAUGGCUACGAAGCUGGCUGGUCAUUAAGCAAAAUAGAUUGUGGACAAAUUCCUUCAAACAUAACAGCUUUUUAUCAAACUAAGCUUCAUUCACAUGUAUCAAUUAAUGCCUUAACCAGAAUCCUCGAAAAAGAAGCCGCAACAAUUAAUAAUAAUGACUUCAUAUCAAAAUUUGAUUCUCCAACAAUUGUUGACAUUGGAAUUCAAGUAACAAUAGAUAAUAAUUUUUGUAAUACACUAAAAAAUCUUGUAACUGACGAUUCUAAACAACCACAAACUAUUAAAGCUGACAAUAAUAGAAUUCGGGAAUGUGAAUAUUUUAAAGCACAAGUUGAAAAUUUAUAUAAUGAAUUAAAAAGUCAUGAAUGA